CAGGGACGGCGGCUGCGACGUGAUGGGGCGGGCGAGGAGGAGCCCAGCAGCCGUUAACAGAGGGCGGGGUUACUUCCGAGGACAACGCCAGAAGCCACUCCGAACACAGGGAUGGAGAGACUGACAGCCGGCUGAGCCAAUCAGCGUGCAGCGGCAGCAUAGCGGGCCGGCAAGACAGGCCGCACCGUUGCUGCUCUUGGCUGCAGUUUUAGGAAUAUAUUGAAGAAACCAUGGACAAUCAACAGGAUUUCAUUAGCAUCUCAACUUGCAGUGGAAUUUCUGUUCCUGAAAAGAAAAUCAACUCCUUAGUAGCUGAAGAUCAUGGUCAGCAAAUUCUAAAUGUAUUGCAAAGUUUCAGAAAAAAUAAUAUCUUUUUUGAUUUUAAAAUACUUGUGAAAGAUGAAAUAAUCCCCUGUCAUCGUUGUGUACUAGCAGCAUGCAGUGACUUUUUCAGAGCCAUGUUUGAGGUUAACAUGAAAGAAAGAGAUGAUGGGAAUGUUACUAUUAGUAAUUUAUCACCCAAGGCAGUGAAGGCUUUUCUCGAUUAUGCCUAUACAGGAAAAACUGAGAUAACAAAUGAUAAUGUGGAAAUGUUCUUCCAGUUGUCAUCAUUUCUUCAAGUUUCACACCUCUCCAAAGCUUGCAGUGAAUUUCUAAUAGAAAGUGUUGAUCUUGGGAACUGUUUACAAUUGUUGUCUAUAUCAGAAAGUUAUGGUUCUGUUCAUUUGUUUGAUCAUGCACUAGAAUUUGCACAGCACUGCUUUUCCUUGCUACUCAAAUCUAGUGAUUUCUUGGAGAUGAAUUUUGAGAUAUUACAGAAAUGUAUUGAAGCAGAUGAGCUAUAUGUCCCGGAGGAAGAAUCUGUGUUGAAAGCUGUCCUGCUGUGGACCAAACAUAAUUUAGAAACAAGACAGAAGCAUCUCCAUCACUUGAUUAAAAAAGUGAGAUUACAUCAGUUAUCUGAAAAGACACUGAAGGACUUGUUGCAUUCUGAAGAAUAUUUGCUUCAGAGCACUGACUGCUUAGGAAUAAUCAAUGAUGCAAUUAAAAGUGUACAAAACUCCAGUGGACUAUUUCCAGAUGCUCGUCCUUCAACAACAGAAAAAUAUAUAUUUGUUCACAAGACUGAAGAAAAUGGGGAAAACAGACACACAUUUUGCUAUAAUAGCAAAACUGAUAAAUGGAGAGAACUGCCCCCCACACACAUCAUUGAUCUGCCAGGGUCAAGUUUAUCUAGUUAUGGAGAAAAAAUAUUUAUAACUGGUGGGUGCAAAGGGAACUGCUGUAGGACUGUUAGACUUCAUAUUGUUGAACCCUUUCAUGAUGCCACUGAUCAGACUUGGUGCUACUGCCCAGUCAGCAAUGAUUUCUCCAUAGUGUCAACUAUGAAAAAACCAAGGACUAUGCACACAUCUGUCGUGACUCUAAAUCAGUUAUUUAUAAUAGGUGGAAAGACUAAAGGAGCUCAGGACAUCAGAAGUCUUUUGGAUGUAGAAUCUUACAAUCCUCUCUCCAAAGAAUGGAAAUCUGUAAGCCCGUUACCAAGAGGCAUAUACUAUCCAGAAGCAAGUGCAUGUCAAAAUAUAAUUUAUGUCCUUGGUGCUGAAGUAGAGAUUACUGAUGCCUUUAAUCCAUCUCUGGAUUGUUUCUUUAAGUACAAUGCUAUGACUGAUCAAUGGUCUGAGCUUGUAGCAGAGUUUGGGCAGUUUUUUCAUGCAACUUUAAUCAAAGCUGUUCCAGUGAACUGCACAUUGUAUAUAUGUGACCUUUCCACCUACAAGGUUUAUAGUUUUUGUCCAGAAACUUGUGUUUGGAAAGGGGAAGGAUCUUUUGAAUGUGCUGGCUUUAAUGCAGGAGCAGUUGGAAUAGAAGAUAAAAUUUACAUACUAGGUGGUGACUAUGCUCCAGAUGAAAUUACAGAUGAAGUACAAGUCUACCAUAGCAACAGGUCUGAAUGGGAAGAAGUCACACCAAUGCCAAGAGCCUUAACUGAGUUUCAUUGUCAGAUGAUUCAGUUUAAUAAAUACAGAGACCCAUGGUCAUCUGUAAGGCAGUGUACUCUGGAGCAUUUUGAAACAUUAUGAGUUAUAACAGUCUACUUAAAUGCACAAGUAUUUAAAACAUAUUAUUUUUAGCUGUUGCUAUAGUUUUUUGCAAAAAGUGUAUAUUAUAUUAUAAACAUGUUCUAUUGAUAACUUAUGUUGUAGAAUUGUUUGUUUUUAUGGUAAUCAUGUAUAUCAACUUUUACAUAGGGUUUAUAUGCAACUUCUUUUCAGAUGUCAUUUGAAUAAUUUGCAGAGCAACAUCACUUUUCAAGAAGUAAAGUAAUAGGGGUUUAAUUUUGUAAUAUCUAUGCACUGUUACUUGUAUCUUCAUGAAUGCCCCAGUGGAUAAAUCACUGAGCAAGAAAAUUGUGUUGAUAUUUUUCCUUCAUAACUAAUGGAGUAGAAAUAUGAUUAAUUUUUGUUUAACCCUAGCAGAGGAGCUGUAAACAUCAUUGUGUCAGUUUACCCUUGCUGCAUUGACAACAGCAAGAGCAAAUGCCAAAGAGGCCUUCACAUUCACAAAGCAUUGACUCUGGAUAUUUAGUGUGAAGGGAAUAAUGAUUUUUACAGUUUUAUUUCAUUGUGGCCUGUUUUCCCUACUCCUGUACUUGCUGUCUUCAUCCUGAAGCUGUUGUCAGACAACCUCUGAGACUGACACCAUUCAGUAAGCAAUUGCUGUAUGGUGUGUGAUUCACACAGCAACCUCCUGCACCUUUGCAGAUUGUCAUCUCGGUAGUGUUGCCAAACAUAAGUAGGCCAAAAGAGCAAGAUUCUUGAGGUUGCUCUCAAACCUUGGUCUUCCAUCUGUCAAGUGUAUAGUGCUACAUACUAUGGCCAUGUCUAUACUACUGGCUAAAUCAGCAUUGCUGCGAUCAAUGCAGCGGUAUUGAUUUAGUGAGUCUGGUGAAGACACGCUAAGUCCAUGGGAGAGUGCUGUCCUAUUGACAUCUGUACUCCACCUCCCCGAAAGGUGGAAGCUAUGUCAACGGGAAAGCGUCUCCCGUCAACAAUAGCACGGUGUAAACACUGUUGUAAAUCGACCUAAGUUACGUCGA
Molecule: messenger RNA, 3100 nt
Organism: Trachemys scripta elegans
Lineage: Eukaryota; Metazoa; Chordata; Testudines; Emydidae
Gene: KBTBD3
Product: kelch repeat and BTB domain containing 3
Exons: 3
Coding region: 231-2084 (617 amino acids)
Molecular function (GO): protein binding
Source: RefSeq, a predicted model, not a curated record